This is a messenger RNA of Colletotrichum navitas, 333 nucleotides long. RefSeq lists its product as uncharacterized. The record is from RefSeq and is a predicted model, not a curated record. Lineage: Eukaryota; Fungi; Ascomycota; Sordariomycetes; Glomerellales; Glomerellaceae. Bases 1 to 333 code for a protein of 110 amino acids. The transcript is spliced from 2 exons.
AUGCAGAAGCUGCUGGCGGAAACCUUGUGUUCACGAGACGGUGAGCGAGGUGUCGACACCCGCGGUGCGACGUUUCGCAACCAGCUCUCGCCGAAUCAGCACUCCCACGACAUUCCGGCUGUUGUUGACAACCCCCCCCCCUUCUUUGCAGCUCGACAGCUAGCACUCCGUGAUCUUUCGAUGAUGUGCAAGGAGGAUAUUCAGGUCACGCAGCGGGUGCCGUCGGAGAAGGUGGAGCUCAAUUCCAACUGCAUAGCGGAGAAACUCUUGAAAGGUGAAGCCAGUGGUUUUCUCAAGGCCGUUUAUGUCAUGCGUGUUUUCCAGCAGACCUGA